CCCGAAACAUCCCCUCCAAAUCUUUAACGCCCUCAAUCCCAGCCCCUUGAGACGCUCCUCUUGACCUGGCGUUCGUUCUCCUCCCAUGCGCCGCUCACCGACUCCUCGUCCCGGACCAUCACCUGCCCGUCCAUCUCCCAUGACCUCGUCCUAAUGUCGCCACAAGAUCCCAUCCUUCGGCAGGCGCAGAAGCUCCGGAUACACCCUCCUUUGUUCGGCGUACCACAGGGCUCUAGUCCCCCGGCUCGGCUGGCGAUAUUAGUCCCCAGGCACUUAGUCCGAAUCAAGAUCCGCUUGCAUAAGCCCCAGACGCGCCUACAAGCCGGCCCAGCCUACAGGCCGUGCCGUCCAUGUUACACCCAGCCGAUAUGGAGGGGCACGCGCGCUUCUCGGAGAAGACAUGUUUCUUUGUGCCGGGGCGUGCGCGGGCGCUCCACGGCGGCCGCCUCGAUCGCGGCCUGUGGGAGGGUAGCGGUAGAUGGGUGUACGAUUUACCAUCGACGUGGCGACAGGGGGUGGUUGAAUCGUCCGAGAUGGUGCACUCAAGCACACGUCCCAAUAAUAACACUGCCAUCAACCCUGCCUCCACUGUACCGCCGGGCGUCUCCGGGAGUUUGAAUCCCUGUUGCUGCAUAAAGAUUAGUAUACGUCCCUGGCGAAUACUUGUACUUCAUCUCGCAAGUCAUGGGGGACGUCCGUCGUCGAAUUCGAAUCCGUUGCACGCUCUCGGAUUGAUUUGAAUGAUUCAAUAACUAGCUGACAUCGUCACACAUGACACUUCAGUUCGUCUCCAAUAUGACAACCAGGACUCCAGUUCUUAUAGCCCUUGGGGCUAGAACCCUGCCCCUAAUUCCCAGCAAUGACCAACUCCGAUCU
Molecule: messenger RNA, 876 nt
Organism: Ilyonectria robusta
Lineage: Eukaryota; Fungi; Ascomycota; Sordariomycetes; Hypocreales; Nectriaceae
Exons: 1
Coding region: 154-618 (154 amino acids)
Source: RefSeq, a predicted model, not a curated record